Ochotona curzoniae (black-lipped pika) is the source of this 2136-nucleotide messenger RNA. RefSeq names its product transglutaminase 6 (gene TGM6). The record is from RefSeq and is a predicted model, not a curated record. NCBI's taxonomy places the organism in Eukaryota, Metazoa, Chordata, Mammalia, Lagomorpha, Ochotonidae. The transcript has 13 exons. The coding region runs from base 1 to 2136 and encodes 711 amino acids. Gene Ontology annotation, molecular function: protein-glutamine gamma-glutamyltransferase activity. Gene Ontology annotation, biological process: peptide cross-linking.
AUGGGGGAGAACUUCCUCACCUGGGUCAGAGUCACCAAGGUAGACUGGCAGCGAUCGAAGAAUGGCGCUGCCCACCACACCGAGGAUUACCCCUGCUCUGAGCUGGUGGUUCGCAGGGGCCAGAUGUUUGACCUGACGCUGGAGGUGAGCGGAGUCCUGGACAGCGAGGAGGACUUCAUCUUCACAGUGGAGACAGGGCCCCGGGCUUCUGAGGCCUUCCACACCAAAGCCGAGUUCCAGACAUCAGAGGUGCAGGUGAGUGAUGCCUGGGCUGCCGUGAAGGAGGAGCAGACAGAGAGCACCGUGGCCAUUAGCCUCACCAGCCCACCGGAUGCCGUCAUCGGCCGCUACCUGCUGAGUGCCAGGGCCUGCUCCCGCCGCAGGCACAGCGACCGGAAGCUGGGCGAGUUCAUUCUCCUUUUCAACCCUUGGUGCCCAGAGGAUGAUGUGUUCCUGGACUCAGAGGAGGAGAGACAGGAGUACGUGCUCAACGACAGUGGCGUCAUCUUCCGCGGCGUGGAGAAGCACAUCCGGGCACAGGGCUGGAACUUCGGGCAGUUCGAGGAGGACAUCUUGACUAUCUGCCUCACCAUCCUGGACCGCAGCCCCUGCCACCAGGCCUACCCAGCUACUGACGUGUCGCGCCGCUAUGACCCCGUCUAUGUCACCAGGGUCAUCAGCGCCAUGGUGAACAGCAACAACGACCGGGGCGUGGUGCAAGGCCAAUGGCAGGGCAAAUACGGUGGUGGCACCAGCCCACUGCACUGGAGCGGCAGCGUGGCCAUCCUGCAGAAGUGGUUCAAGGGCAGGUUCAAACCAGUUAAAUAUGGCCAGUGCUGGGUCUUCGCUGGAGUCAUGUGCACAGUCCUCAGGUGCUUGGGGAUCGCCACCCGCAUCGUGUCUAACUUCAACUCGGCCCACGACACGGACAAGAACCUGAGUGUGGACAAAUAUGUGGACUCCUUUGGGAGGACCCUGGAAGACCUGACAGAAGACAGCAUGUGGAAUUUCCACGUCUGGAAUGAGAGCUGGUUUGCCCGGCAGGACCUGGGCCCCUCUUACAAUGGCUGGCAGGUUCUGGAUGCUACCCCCCAGGAGGAGAGUGAAGGUGUGUUCCAGUGUGGCCCAGCCUCUGUCACUGCCAUCCGUGAGGGUGACGUGCACCUGGCCCACGACAGCCCCUUCGUGUUUGCGGAGGUCAACGCCGACUACAUCACCUGGCUGUGGCACGAGGACGAGAGCCGCGAGCGUGUGUACUCAGACACCAAGAGGAUCGGGCGCUGCAUCAGCACCAAGGCGGUAGGCAGCGACUCCCGCGUGGACAUCACAGGUCUCUACAAGUACCCAGAAGGGUCGCGGAAGGAGCGACAGGUGUACCGCAAGGCCGUGCGCAAGCUGUUCAGCACCGAAGCCCGCGGCAGGCGGGGGCGGGGGCGCCGGAGCAGCGGGCGUGGUCUCUGGCGCGACGCCCUCCUGGAGCCCCCCAGACAGCCCAGCGUCGCCGGCAAGUUCAAGUUGCUGGAGCCCCCUGUGCUGGGCCACGACCUGAAGCUGGCCCUGUGUCUGGCUAACCUCACUCCGCAGCCCCAACGCGUCCGAGUCAAUAUAAGCGCCGCCACCAUCCUCUACACCCGAAGGCCUGUGGCUGAGAUACUGCAGGAAUCUCACGCAGUGAGGCUGGGCCCUCAGGAAGAGAAGAAGAUCGCCAUCGUGAUCACUUACUCCCAGUACAAAGAGGACCUGACAGAAGACAAGAAGAUCCUGUUGGCUGCCAUGUGCCUUGUCACCAAAGGAGAAAAGCUCCUGGUGGAGAAAGAUGUUACCCUGGAGGACUUCAUCACCAUCAAGGUGCUUGGUCCUGCCAUGGUGGGAGUGGCAGUUACAGUGGAGGUGAUGGUGGUGAAUCCCCUGUGGGAGACAGUGAAGGACUGUGUGCUCAUGGUGGAGGGGAGUGGUCUUCUCCGAGGACAACUCAGCAUCGACGUGCCCAGCCUGGAACCCCAAGAGAAGGCCUCAGUCCAGUUCAGCAUCACCCCUUCCAAGAGUGGCCCAAGACAGCUGCAAGUGGACCUCGUCAGCUCCCACUUCCCGGAUGUCAAGGGCUUUGUGGUUAUCCACGUGGCCACAGCCAAGUGA